CUAAGUUGAGCUCUCUCACUACCAUAACAUUACUCAAACUAAAUUCACAUCCAACAUGAAAGUCCUACUACUCCUAGCUCCAAUUUUCAUCGCCGCCGCCGCCACCAUCGCCUCAGCCUCGGCCUCCCCGGCCGACUUCAUCCGGACUAACUGCGACACGACCCUCUACCCGGACCUCUGCUACCACUCCCUAGCCGGGUACGCCAAUGCCGUACAAAGCGACCCGGCGCGGCUGGCCCGGGUUGCCGUGGGCGUGUGCCUCUCACGCGCCAAGCGCACGACCCUCUACGUGGCCAACCUGACCCGCCAGGCCGACUACUCGCCCGACCACCGCGCCGCCGCCGCCCUGCACGACUGCUCCUCCGUCCUGGGCGACGCGGUCGACCAGAUACGGGGAUCCCUCAAGCAGAUGCGGCGCCUGACCGCCCGCACCACCGAGGACCUGAGGUUCCAGCUCAGCAACGUGCAGACGUGGAUGAGCGCCGCCUUGACCAAUGAGGACACGUGCGUCGACGGCCUCGAUGACGUGGACGAUGGCCCUGUCAAGGCUGACGUGUCGGCACGGAUCCUCAAGGUCAAGGAGGUCACUAGCAAUGCGCUUGCUCUUGUUAAUAUGUUCGUUACUAAGGUCACAUCACUGCCUAAUUAAUUAAUUAUGUAUAAUUAUCAUUUUGUUAGACAAGCUAAUUAAUGUGAGUUAUCUUAAUUCCCCAUAUUCACUAAAGUGUGUUUGUAUUUAAUUAAUCUGUGCAUUAUCAUUUUGUAA
This is a messenger RNA of Salvia hispanica, 766 nucleotides long. The record is from RefSeq and is a predicted model, not a curated record. Lineage: Eukaryota; Viridiplantae; Streptophyta; Magnoliopsida; Lamiales; Lamiaceae.